AUGGCUUUGGUUUGGCUGGUCCUGGCUGGGAGUUUCUUCGCUGCGUUGCUGGCUCAGCGAUUGCCGCAGCUUAAACCUCCAUCGGGGACUGCGUCGCUCAGCUUUGCGGGGCUCUUUCAGGACCUGAUCCGCUACGGGAAGACUAAGAGCGGCUGGCAACGCCCGGUCGGGCUGCAGAUGUUCGAUGUGCCCAAGAGGUGGUUCUAUCACUUCUAUGUUGUGUCUGUGACCUGGAAUGGCUUCUUGCUAGUCUUGCUUAUCCAAAGUCUGCUUCUAUCAUGGCCCUUUCCCAUUUGGCUUCAGGACUUACUCACCGCUGUGGAUGGAGCAUUGCAGGACAAGCACAGAUGCACGGACAGUUCUGUGAAUGGUGGUGAGUCUUUGUCUGCUUUCCUGGUGUGCCUUUUCGUCUGGUUAAACAGCUGUAGACGGUUAAGAGAGUGUCUUCACAUCAGCAUAUUCUCCAACAGCGUCAUCCAUAUUGUACAGUACUGCUUUGGACUUUGCUACUAUGUUCUGGUGGGCUUAACUGUGUUAUGUCAAGUACCAGCCAAAGUCAGGGAAGGGAAAGAUUACCAGCUCACAGUCUGUUGGUACCAUGUCCUAGGACUCAUGAUGUUCAUUUGGGCUUCUCUUCAUCAGCAUAGAUGCCAUGUGAUUCUAGCUAACCUUAGGAAAAAUAAAUCAGGAAAAGUGGUAAACUUGGAUCACAGCAUUCCUUUUGGUGAUUGGUUUGAAAUGGUGUCCUGCCCACAUUACUUGGCUGAACUCCUAAUAUACAUUUCGAUGGCCAUCACGUUUGGAUUGAACAAUUUCACAUGGUGGCUGGUUGUGGCCUAUGUAUUCUUUAACCAGGCCAUGAGUGCUGUCUUGUCGCAUGAAUAUUACCUCAGCAACUUCAAGCACUAUCCAAAGUGUCGGAAGGCUUACAUCCCCUUUCUUCUCUAGACAGUUUAUUUAAAAUAAUGUGGGCAUUCCAUUCAGAAGGGAAUGCCCACAGACUGCAAGUAGUCAAGCGGUUGUUAUCAGUGAAGAAUUUGACUGAAAUUUAAUUGGUGCCAGUAACUGGAUUGGGUUUGGUACCUGAGUCAGAUUUGACAGUCUCAGAAUGGGAGUGAGGAAGGUCAAGCCUGUUUGCAAAGCACAUAAUUAGAAACUGAGUUGAAUUUAGGAGAGGAAGGUGUCAGUGCAUACCUCUAAUAUCUGUUCUGGAGUAAAUCCCAUUGAAUUCAAUGUGUCUUACUCCCAGGUGAGUAUAUAGGAGUGUAGCUAUAUACUGCAAGUGCAGAAAUGUUUUUGGGUGAAUGAUGGAUUAUCCUCCAUGCUGUCCAUCCCAGGCCAGAUACUUUCAGGCCUGUCCCGAGUGUAACACCCCCAGAUGAAGCUUUUUCUUCAUGCUGGCAGAAAGCACAGAACUGUGCCUGCUCACAGCACAGCGGGAGGACCAGGCUACCCUGUAUCCUUGCAGCUGUUGCUGACCUGUGAUUGGACAUCAGAUGUGUACCGAGGAUAUUCUUCCAGGGGAUGGAGCUUCAAGCCUUAACUUCCCGUCCCAUGGAAGUGUGGGGUGUCCCACAUAUGUUCUGCACCCCUGCUAUAGAAAUUUAACUGAGAAACAAGCUUUACUAAAUGCAAUGGGAUAUAAAAGUAAACAUGCAUAGGAUGGCGCUGUUCGACGUAUGCUGGGUUUUGUUUCCAACAUGCUGAAAUCCUCAAGUUGCUUUUUCCAUCUUUACCAAAAGGGAAAUAUUUACAUUACAACAAUCAGCUUACACUAAUUGAUGACUAGAAGAUACUAUUGAGUUGCACCAUGGCUUUGCAGCAGUUUUGCUCAGAACACCACUAUCUUCAGUCUGAUUCACAUAGGCAUGUACAUCACUCCAGCGAAGAAAUGAAGAAAAAUUAACACUGGACUGGCAGUUGCAAAUAUGAGAUGGUUCUGUUGAAAAGCAUUGCACAUGGAGGCAAUAUGAAGAUUCUCUCUGCUGUACUGCUGUAUGGUCUGUGAUGGGCAUCCACAUAAGUAUCUAUCAUUACCUGAAGCUACAAACAACAUGCAAUGGAUAUGGUUGUGUAAAGUGGUUCCUUGUGUUAUAGAAGAUGAAAAUUGUACAGCCUUUCAUUUUAAGGUCUGAAUUUAAAUCUUGUUUAGAAGCAGAUCCCAUCCCUGUAGCUUCUCUUUGUUGAUUUAACAGUGCUGGAUAUUCUUGAGAUCCAGAGCACGGCUUCCUUCACCAACUUUUUUUUAAUUUUAGCAGCAGCAACAAAACAAUGAGGAGCUUGUUGGUGAAUUUCAAUGGCAAACCACAGGUUGUCUAAACAGGCCAAUUUUAGCUUUAAAGACUUUAAAUUUAGUCUUUUUAGGGCAUGCUUGUGAUUUGCUUCUGGAAUUUGAUGAUAAACUGCUCUUUGUUCUGCUGAUGCAAUUUAGCAGUGACUGUGCAGCCCCCAGGGAGAUUAAAACUGGUCUUGAGCCUCUGAAGUUCCCUUCCCCUGCUUUAGAUAUUAGGAUUCAGGCAAGGAACUAAAAGUGGAGUGAUGAGACUUCUCUGCAGUUAGCUUGAAAGAUGACUCUGCAGCUCUCUCCAGGCGGCACUCUGCCUCUUCCAACUAUGUCAGCCCUCCUCGGCUUGGUGUUCCAACAUAUGUGGAAAGCACAACUCUUGCUGUCCAUGGAAAGCCUGGCAAAUUCUAGAAUCUUCUGGAGAAGGUCUUGAUAAAUGCUUUUACUGGUCAACACAUCACAAUAAGGAGAGUUCAAGUGUUUUGUUUACAAUCCCACUUGUCCAGGUAAUUUAUCAAUGUACACCACCAUUGACAUAGGCUGUUUCCCUCUUCCCUGCACAUGGAGCAUUAGAAGAUGCAUUGCUUAAUCCUUCCAGUGUCCUUUUCCCCAAAGUACUUAAAAUAUUUUCCUGUUUACUCCAUGGAGUAGAAUCCAACAGGGCUGUUCCACUUCUGCUUCAGCUACACUAAUGUGGCCCACAGCUUGUGCAACAAGACUUUGGUGCUUCUAAAACUAACCCCAGAAACUAGAAGGAAUGCACACAGCCAGAAUAGGAUAGGUCAGAGGGGCUGCCCUCUAUGUGCUCUGUUGACUUGUCCCAUUUCAGAAAUGACCAUUUGGUCUGGAUUCUCUGUUUAAUUUAGAGACACCCAUGCCCUUUUAUACAAGCAGUGGGUAAUGUAAACACAUGGACACCGUAGGAUACUACCCCAAAAGUUCCUAGAAGAGUUCACACAAAUAGUCACAGAGCUGUGGGACCAGAACUUUUCCCAUGAAAAUAAGUGAACAAGAAUGGAAAGGCUUUUCAUAUGAUGUAACAGGAUGAAGAAAACUGUAUGUCUGACAGGAUAUUUCCUAAAUGACCACUGCAGGCUUUCCCUCCUUCCUUCCCUUAUGAAUACGUUUUGUUUGGUAUAGCCGUUACAAUGUUUUUAUAAAGCUGCUUCAUCCUUCUGUUGUCUAUAUAAUUCAAUGUGAUAUUUAAAUAUUUAAUAAAACUUUGCACCACCAGUCGGCUUUGAAUGGAAAAAGUGUAAGGGUGCCUUUCUCAAUUUCUGUGACUGAGAGAGAAUAAAGUGGGAAAUUAAAGUUUUCACGAAGCAUUUUAAAAAUACAUUUGCAGAGAGAGUGAGCAAGGACAGGCAAAAAGCUGUGCUGCCAGUUUCCUGAGUAAGGAAAAUAAAGUGCUCUGCCAAGCAAA
Molecule: messenger RNA, 3707 nt
Organism: Varanus komodoensis (Komodo dragon)
Lineage: Eukaryota; Metazoa; Chordata; Lepidosauria; Squamata; Varanidae
Gene: SRD5A3
Product: steroid 5 alpha-reductase 3
Exons: 5
Coding region: 1-948 (315 amino acids)
Biological process (GO): dolichol-linked oligosaccharide biosynthetic process; polyprenol catabolic process
Cellular component (GO): endoplasmic reticulum
Molecular function (GO): 3-oxo-5-alpha-steroid 4-dehydrogenase activity
Source: RefSeq, a predicted model, not a curated record